Molecule: messenger RNA, 1388 nt
Organism: Aspergillus ochraceoroseus IBT 24754
Lineage: Eukaryota; Fungi; Ascomycota; Eurotiomycetes; Eurotiales; Aspergillaceae
Product: putative Coatomer subunit epsilon
Exons: 5
Coding region: 26-913 (295 amino acids)
Biological process (GO): intra-Golgi vesicle-mediated transport; endoplasmic reticulum to Golgi vesicle-mediated transport; retrograde vesicle-mediated transport, Golgi to endoplasmic reticulum
Cellular component (GO): COPI vesicle coat
Molecular function (GO): structural molecule activity; protein binding
Source: RefSeq, a predicted model, not a curated record
UCAAUACCAACCAAAUCAACCCGCAAUGGAUCCAUUCUCAGCAGAAGGCGAGCUCAUCAACAUCCACAAUGCCUUCCUUCAGGGCCAAUACCAAGAAGUAAUCGACUUUGACACCUCCUCCUUCUCGCCGGAGAACCACCUCCCCGCGCGCAUUCUCCAGCUCCGCGCCAGGAUUGCCCUAGGCCACACAGACGAGGUCCUCGCCGACGUCGAUGGGGAAGAGGAUACGCCCGAUCUUGCGGCCGUGAACACGCUUGCUCGGCAUGUUGCGGGGGAUGACGAGGCUGCGCUUCAGGGGGCGCAGGACCUCGCUGAGAAUUAUCCUGACAAUGCAGUGGUUCAGAUCCUGGUGGGGACGGUGUUCCAGGCGCAGGGCCGGAGUGAGGAGGCGCUCGCGCUUUUGGCGAAGCAUCAGGGGAGUCUUGAGGCUGUUGCCUUGAUUGUGCAGAUUCAUCUCCAGCAGAACAGGUCCGAUCUUGCGUUGAAGGAAGUAGAGGCUGCGAAGCGCUGGGCUCAGGAUUCACUAUUGGUGAAUCUGGCUGAGUCCUGGGUUGGAAUGAGAGUGGGCGGCGAGAAAUACCAAUCUGCUUUCUACGUCUACGAGGAACUCGCAUCCGCUGAUAGCACCUCCGCUCCGCUGUCGAUCGUCGGACAGGCCGUCGCGGAAAUCCACCUCGGCCGACUCCCUGAAGCUGAGGCUGCGCUUUCCGCCGCUCUCCAGAGAUACCCUAACGAGGCGGAGCUGAUUGCAAAUACAAUCGUGUUGAAUGUGUUGACGGGCAAGCCUACAGAGGAACUGGAGACACGUCUCCAACAAGUCCAGCCAUCUCACACCCUGUUGACCGACAUCCAAGAAAAGAGUGAUUUGUUCGACGCAGCGGCCGCUAAAUACUCCGCAAAGGUUUCUUCAUAGCGCAUCGUAAAAUAGGUGCAUAACUGUUUAAUCUGUCUUUCUUUCUUUCUUUCUUUCUUUCUUCUUAAUAUACCGUUCGUUGUCCUUUGUUAUGAAUUGAUACGACAGCAAGCAAGCUAGCCUGUACUGAAACCGUCCAUCCCGUUCCAUAUUUCUUUUCUUCAUGACAAGUGUGAGUGAAAUAUGCAGUAGCACAGCGAGAGAAGGAUAAAUAUACACCAAGACAAGAUGAUUGUCAAUCAAUUGGGAGAGUUACUGGCAUAAAAAUAUUACUCUCUCGCUGGUGCUGGGGAUGAAGUGUUUCGAAAUGAAAUUGGACUUCGUAUGAAAAACUAGUUCUUUGUGUACUUGAUCAUGUUCGCUCAGUUUAUCUUGUAGGGCUCUUACUACCAUGGCUGUACUGUUUGUUGACUGUGGAACCGGAAGAGGUGGGAGAUUGGGCAAAAAUGCAAAAAGUAGCUUUAAUUAUUGUAUU